Molecule: messenger RNA, 4714 nt
Organism: Glycine soja
Lineage: Eukaryota; Viridiplantae; Streptophyta; Magnoliopsida; Fabales; Fabaceae
Exons: 27
Coding region: 230-4264 (1344 amino acids)
Source: RefSeq, a predicted model, not a curated record
AUAAUAAUAAUCUGCGUUCAAUUCAACAUGGGUGGAUAAAUUUGUUACUCAGCAAUCUCAAUGCGCAAUUCCGCAUCGUCUCAAUACGGGAGUGACUGUGAUUAAGAUUCAGCCCGCCUAGUUGUUUGCUUAAAUUCCAAUUCGUAUUCAUCUUCUUCAUCUUCUUCGUCGCUUCCAACAUUAGAUAAACCUUCUCCAUCCAUUCCGAAACCCUAACACACGCACACACAUGGCCGCUCCUACCAGGGACCAAGUCCUCUCUCUCCUCGCCGCGGCCAACAACCACGGUGACCUCGCCGUUAAAACCUCAUCGUUAAAACAAGCCAAAGACCUUCUUCUCUCCAUCGACCCCUCCCUCGCUGCCGACCUCUUCCCUUACUUGCUCGAGCUUCAGUCUUCUCCCGAAAGCCUCGUUCGCAAAUUGCUCAUUCAGAUAAUUGAGGAGAUUGGUUUUAAAGCAGCUGAGCAAUCUCCUACGCUGAUAUCUGUACUAUUAACGUUUUUACGGGACAACGAUGAAAUUGUUGUAAAACAGUCUAUUGUUAGUGGCACAAAUAUCUUCUGUAGUAUUUUUGAGGAGUUGAUUGUGCAGUUUCAACAAUAUGGUAAAGUUGAGAGGUGGCUAGAAGAUAUUUGGGUGUGGAUGCUUAAGUUCAAGGAUGCCGUUUUUGGGAUUGCUCUGGAGCCUGGUUCUGUUGGAAUAAAGUUGCUGGCACUGAAAUUCUUGGAAAUGUUUGUAUUACUCUUUUCAUCUGACUUCAAUGAUGCUGAGAAAUUAGCCGCAAAAGGAAUUAGGCAAGCUGUUAAUGUCUCAUGGUUGGUUGGUCACCCUCACCCUGUUCUUGAUCCAGUGGUGCUCAUGUCAGAUGCAAAUAGGACUAUUGGCAUUCUAUUAAAUUUAUUGCAGUCUGUUGGCAGUCUUCCUGGUUGCUUGACUAUUGCAGUUGUAAAUUGUUUAGCAGCCAUCACAAGGAAAAGGCCACAACACUAUGAAACUAUUCUUUCAGCAUUGCUUGAUUUUGAUCCAAAUUUUCAAACAGUGAAAGGAUGUCAUGUUACUAGUAUUCAGUACUCCUUAAGAACAGCUUUUUUGGGAUUUCUUAGGUGCACUUAUUCACCAAUACUGGAGUCUAGAGAAAGACUAAUAAGGAGCCUACGAGCUAUGAAUGCGGGGGAUGCUGCUGAUCAGGUCAUUCGGCAAGUCGACAAAAUGAUUAAAAAUGGUGAUCGUUCUACCCGCGAUGCACGGGUUAGCAAGGAUGAUCAACCAUCAGCUCAGUCACCUGUUUCAGGGGAAUUAUCUAGAAAAAGACCUGUUCCUCUAGAUAAUGAACAAUUGGCCAAUGGUCAUGAUACCAUCUCUAAGCGGAUUCGUUCUGGUUCUGGUUCUGACUCUCACUCUACUUUACCAACUCAAAUAAAUGAUUCUGGGCAGGAUGUUAACUCUGUUAAUGGAGUAUCAGCUAAUGUUCCUGUGCUGGAUAGCGAACUAACUGCUGUGGAGCAAAUGAUUGCUGUGAUUGGUGCUUUACUUGCUGAAGGAGAGAGAGGUGCUGAAUCUCUUGAAAUUCUCAUUUCAAAGAUUCAUCCUGAUCUGUUGGCUGAUAUUGUCAUAACUAAUAUGAAGCACUUGCCUAAUACUCCCCCACCACUAGCGAGGAUUGGGAAUUUACCAGUAACACGACAAUUAAGCUCCCAAGUCAGUCAAUCACAGGUUAUAGCAGCUUCUGUUCCAAUAAAUUCUGUCCAGUCCUUGUCUGGUACUGCCCAAGCUUCAUUCCCUUCAACUUCAACCACUGUCACUGCUACUGCUACCACUUCAUUGCCAUCUGACACCUCCAGCUUCAGUAACCAGCCUGCUGAUUCUAAACGUGAUCCACGACGGGAUCCCCGGCGCCUGGAUCCACGACGUGUAGUGGUAACUCCUGGAGAAGCAACUGCAUCAAUUGCAGAUGAUACUGGGGCCACAAAAUUAGUGUUUGAUGAACCUGUGUCUUCCAUUAAGCCUGUUUCACUUCCUGUUGGGACUGCUGAUGACAAUACUCCAUCAGAUCUGACGGUCAAAAUAAUAAAUGAUGAUAUUGUCUCUGAAGGUUCCCCAGUUUCAGGACCUGAUCGGCUAACUCCAAAAACAGAGGAUCUGGAAAGGCUUGGAGAUAUUCAUCAGAUUACAGAAGCAGAUACUUCCUUGGAUCUCCCACUUUCUUCUACUUAUUUAAGAGAUGAGGAUCCAAGUACAGUGAAGUUGCCAGAUGAUACUGAAACAAUUGGGACAGAUUCAUCAAUUUUCGAGUUUGAUCAGUUUUCUCUUGAUGUUCAAGUUGAAUCUACAUUGGAAGACACCUGUCUGGAGUUACCACAACUUCCACCUUAUAUUGAACUAUCUAAAGAACAGGAAAGUAAGGUGAAAAACAUGGCUGUUAUGCGUAUAAUUGAUUCAUACAAACAUUUGCAUGGGACCGAUUGUCAGCAGUUUUCCAUGCCACUACUUGCUCGACUAGUUGCACAGAUUGAUGACAACGAUGAGUUUAUUAUGAUGCUGCAAAAACACAUCCUGGAAGACCACUGGCGAAAGGGGCAUGAACUUGUACUGCAUGUUUUGUAUCAUCUGCACUCCCUCAUGAUAGUGGAUUCAGUGGGAAAUGCUUCAUCUUCUGCUGUUUUAUAUGAAAAAUUUCUCCUGGGAGUGGCCAAAACUUUGUUGGAUUCUUUUCCAGCUUCAGACAAGUCUUUUAGUAGACUUCUUGGUGAAGUCCCACUUUUGCCAGAGUCAUCCUUGAAGAUUUUGAACGAUCUCUGCUAUUCUGAUGUUAUUGGUCAUGAUGGAAAAAUUAUCCGUGACAUUGAACGUGUGACUCAAGGCCUAGGUGCUAUCUGGAGUUUAAUUUUGGGGCGUCCGCAAAAUCGUCAAGCCUGCUUAGGAAUAGCAUUGAAGUGUGCUGUUCACCCACAGGAUGAUAUUCGAGCAAAAGCUAUUCGGCUGGUGACAAACAAGCUCUUUCAGCUUAAUUACAUAUCAGGAGAUGUUGAAAAAUUUGCAACAAAAAUGCUGCUUUCUGCGGUAGAGCAUGAAGUUUCAGAUACAGGUCUUUUGCAAUCUGGACAUACUGAACAAAGAGCCGAGGCAGAGAUUGAAAGUCAUGAAAUAAGUACUUCACAGGUAGAAUCCACAAUUUCUGAAAUUGACUCUGCUAUAGUUGCUAAACCAUCAAUUCAAAGCGUUCCAUCUAUAUCAUUUUCUGAAGCUCAACGCCUCAUUUCUUUGUUUUUUGCUUUAUGUACAAAGAAAUCCGGUCUUCUUCAGAUUGUAUUUAGCGUGUAUGGGCAAGCCCCGAAAACUGUAAAACAGGCUUUUCAUCGCCACAUUCCUAUUGUUGUGAGGGCGUUAGGGCAAUCUUAUUCUGAAUUGCUCCGUAUCAUAUCUGAUCCACCACAAGGAAGUGAAAAUCUUCUGACAUUGGUACUGCAAAUAUUGACACAAGACACGACGCCAUCUUCUGAUUUGAUAUCUACCGUUAAACGUUUGUAUGAAACUAAAUUUAAGGAUGUUACAAUUCUUGUUCCGUUACUGUCUUCGCUUUCCAAACAAGAGGUUUUACCAAUAUUCCCUCGGCUUGUUGAUCUUCCAUUGGAAAAGUUUCAAAGAGCACUUGCUCACAUACUACAGGGUUCGGCUCAUACGGGUCCAGCUUUAACACCUGUAGAAGUGUUGGUUGCAAUCCAUGGAAUUGUUCCAGAGAAGGAUGGCCUUGCACUUAAGAAGAUAACAGAUGCUUGCUCGGCUUGUUUUGAGCAACGCACAGUGUUCACACAACAGGUUCUGGCGAAGGCAUUGAACCAGAUGGUUGAUCAAACUCCACUGCCGCUACUUUUCAUGAGAACAGUUAUUCAGGCAAUUGAUGCUUUUCCUGCACUGGUUGACUUUGUUAUGGAGAUACUCUCAAAACUUGUGUCUAGACAGGUGUGGCGUAUGCCAAAACUUUGGGUUGGUUUCUUAAAGUGUGUAUAUCAGACACAGCCACGAUCUUUUCAUGUAUUAUUGCAGUUGCCACCUCAACAACUGGAAAGUGCACUCAACAGGCAUGCUAAUCUCAGAGGUCCCCUUGCUUCUUAUGCCAGCCAACCAACUGUAAAAUCAUCACUUAGUAGAUCAACUUUAGCAGUUCUGGGUCUUGCAAAUGAAACUCAUGUGCAGCAACAUUUGUCAUCUUCGUUACACUCUUCUGACACAAGUUCUUCACUUCACGAAGCAACUCUGACGUGAUAGUAAAGUUACUAACAGGAAUUUAGUGAAAAAUCAGACCAAUUGAAAAUUGUUGUCGAGGAGAUUGAUCGACUUCUAGGGUUUCUUGGCAUCCAAAGAGAUGAUACACAAACAAUUUUUGUGGUGACUUUGAUCCCAAAUGCCCCGCCUUUCUAGAGUCUGUGACCCUGCGAACAUAGGGGCAUGCAUCCAGUCGGAUCAAGUUUUCAGGAAAUCCAGUGCAUCCACCCCCAGCCUGCUUGUAGGAAUGUAUCAUAGUUUUCUUUCUUUUUUGUGGUUAUUUUUUUUUUCAUUGUAAUAUUAUUCAUUCAAUUUUGAUGUUAUAUUCCUGCCUUUUCUGGGGGAUGAACUAUGAACUAUCCUCGUGUAUGUGGUUGCAUAGUCCUCAUCUCCAGGCGAUAUGAUAAUGCUAAAAUGAAAUUAAGUCUCUGAAAGCCCUUCCUUAAUGUC